GUGAGUGUAAGAAAAUCUUCCCUUCCCAUCCUCUCUUACCAGACUCAUUAUCAACAUCAGUACCUGUCUUCUGUUCUGGUCUCUCAAAAAGACUCUGACUUCUAUCUGUCCAUUGUUUGACCAUCAACACUAUGUGCUAAAAAUAAAUUCUUGAAUUCCUAAACCCAAGUUGCCCUUUCUCUUACAAGCCACAAAUGCAUCUACAAAACCAAUCUCUCACCACCCUCUUACCUCUCCCUUUCCUCUUUCUCCCAAAACCAACAAAGCCCCACCAAUUCACAACUUCAAAGCAGCAAGACCCAGUUUCCUAAUUCUCCUUGAAAUGUUCUCUUUCAACUGUAUCAGCUGAGCCAGCUACUCAUGUUGUUGGGUCCUCAAAUGAUAAGCCCUUUCCUGCUGAAGUUUCAAGAACCAUCAUGGAGUUAUCUUCAGUUGGCACUCUUUCUACUUCGACCCCUGAUGGUUGGCCAUUGAGUGUUGGUGUUAGGUAUGCUGUUGAUGAUGAUGGGACCCCUGUUUUGUGCCUGAGUGAUUCUUAUAGACCGUUUUCUGUUGAUAAAAGGUCUAGUCUUCAAGUUCAGCUAGAACAAUCUGGAAUGAGGACUCCUCAGUGCACCAUUCAAGGCAGCCUUGAUAAGCCAGAGGACACAAAGGUUUUAAAGGUGAAAAAAAAUCCUGUACUUGACUCUUCCGGUGCAGAGAGCCUGAGAAUGGUUUUUUUCUUGCAUUCAUGGAAGAUUGUAUUUUGAAUUUGAAAUGAAAAGGUUUGGAGUGGGGAUUGAAUCCAUAAUAAAAUUUGCCAACGUUUUACACUCACGCACACAAUACAACAGUCAACAAAA
Populus nigra (black poplar) is the source of this 842-nucleotide messenger RNA. RefSeq names its product glutamyl-tRNA reductase-binding protein, chloroplastic-like. Bases 417 to 749 code for a protein of 110 amino acids. The transcript is spliced from 2 exons. The record is from RefSeq and is a predicted model, not a curated record. Lineage: Eukaryota; Viridiplantae; Streptophyta; Magnoliopsida; Malpighiales; Salicaceae.